This is a messenger RNA of Aspergillus steynii IBT 23096, 915 nucleotides long. RefSeq lists its product as uncharacterized. The coding region runs from base 1 to 915 and encodes 304 amino acids. The transcript has 3 exons. The record is from RefSeq and is a predicted model, not a curated record. Lineage: Eukaryota; Fungi; Ascomycota; Eurotiomycetes; Eurotiales; Aspergillaceae.
AUGUCUUCCGUGUCAGAAAACGAAAGUCAGACUGAUCAGGCCCCUGCUCAUCUUACCGCUCCUCUUACGAUUGAAGAGUUCUCUGAGGCAGAUUACGAAAGCGAGCCCGACCAAAGCCCUACUCACCUUACCCCUGAGCAGUUGGAGCUGUGGUUCGAGUUGACAGACUGGAUCAUCAACGCCCAAGGGCCUACUUACCAUGAGAAACUGGGAAUCCCCCCGGAAGUAGGAUUCGAGGUCGCGAAAACACUGUGUGAUAAAGGCGAUGUUGAAGCCCGCAAUCCGACCGUCGAGUACAAUCCCAUAGUGCAUCGAUUAUCUAUCAGAAUGUGUUCAAACGCUCGUGCCGGUCUGUCUAGUUGGGUGAUCAAUGGACAGUUCGACGCCGUUCGUUCUGGGUUUUUUACCAUGGACGAACUGAGAGACACAAUGCUUAUGCUUAACGCUGGCAUCUACAGAUUCUCUGCCCCGUAUGAGAAGGCCUACAAAGAUGGUGGUGGUUAUUUUCCCAGCAAUAACUUCCGCUUCCCUUGUAUUGCUUUCGAGAGUGGACAUGAGCCGUGGGCUAACCUCCUAGAGGUUAAGGAUAUUUGGCUGCAGGGUGGAGCUCCAUACGUGAACGCUGUCCUUGUGGUACAGUGGGAUGAGAGAGACAAUGGAGAGGUAGCUGGGUCCCUCGAGUUACAUCGCAGGAACGGCAUCGUUGGUUCUCGAAUUCAAGUCUUUCCCGUUCCAGAGCCCGGCACCCCUCACGCUGCCCAAUUCGUGACUUUUUAUCGGCGAGACUUUUAUCCUGAGGGAAAGGUGCCCGAUGGGAGAAACCCAGACGACGUUUGGAAUUGGGAAUUAGACGAAUUCCGAAGAUACGCUACUAUGACCAUGGGAAUAACCAACCUCAGGCCAGCAGAAGCUUGA